AUGAGGCUAGACACAGGCGAGGAAGAAACGGCUGUCCGGCUUGGAUGCAACAACCGCACCUCCAAGUUUGAGGCAGCCAACCGUCCUCCACAGCCGUAUCAUCCGCUUGCCUCUCCUCAUCCUGCUCGUCCAGUGCCCCUGUCUAACAACUUUAUUGCCUCUCCUGUCUCCAUCCCUCCGACGUCCAAUGGGUCCGUAGCCAAUGACAAUAAUCACUUCCACCACCCCGCGCCAUACCGGGAUGCACACCCUUCCGACUUUUAUCAGGCGCACACCCACUUCCAAACGAAUGCAACCACUAACAACAACAGUUCUUACUCAAUAUCGUCCUCUCCAUUCAGCGGCGUACCGACCGAGCCUCUGGGUAGCACUGUAUCAGGAAUUGCUGUCCGCUCCAUCACCUCUGUCGCCACCCCACCGCCUGUUCUAGUGACUGUCUCUCCUCUGGGUGUUGUUGGCGCCACUCGACCCCUCGGCUCGACACCCCAUCCACAUCACUUGCCCUGGAGCCCCGGCGAACUCCACAUUCAGGCGACCGGGCUGAAGCGUCUUGAACAGCCUGGCUCAGAUGUCGUCGGAGGUGGCUUGGUCUCAUCAUCGCCACUGAUUGGAAAGCCACCCACAGGGCAGAAUGGUAAUGGUACCCAAUUUUGCUUCGUAAACACAAUUGAAACGUAUGUAGACCAAGAUGGUGUGAAAUGA
Messenger RNA from Protopolystoma xenopodis, 702 nucleotides. The record is from the annotation of a GenBank genome assembly. Lineage: Eukaryota; Metazoa; Platyhelminthes; Monogenea; Polystomatidea; Polystomatidae.